This is a messenger RNA of Oryzias latipes (Japanese medaka), 4200 nucleotides long. RefSeq lists its product as uncharacterized. Gene Ontology annotation, biological process: regulation of transcription by RNA polymerase II. Gene Ontology annotation, cellular component: nucleus. NCBI's taxonomy places the organism in Eukaryota, Metazoa, Chordata, Actinopteri, Beloniformes, Adrianichthyidae. The record is from RefSeq and is a predicted model, not a curated record. Gene Ontology annotation, molecular function: DNA-binding transcription factor activity, RNA polymerase II-specific.
UGCAGCAAUUUUAUCCCCUUUAUCAGAACAGAUUUAUAUAUUUACAUAUUUUUAAAUUUACUACUAAGAGAUCCAAAACUGUAUAUUUUAGCAGAGCAAAGUAUUUAAAAUGUGACUAUCAGAAUUAUCAAUAAAAGCUUAAAAUGUUUUAAAUUAAUGCUAUAUUAAAAUGUAUGAAUAAAAUAAAGGUGAGUGGGGAUUUUGUUUGACAUAAGACACACCCACACGUAUUGUAAUAUGAAUUGUGCGCACGGAGUGUAUCAACAGGGAAAGUCGCUGGACUCUUAUUUUUUUAAACAUGUGCCGGAAGCGGUUCGCGAGUUAGCACAGUGCUUUGCAGACAGUGAUGCUAACUGUAGCUUUAGCUGGUUUGCUGAAUGCAGUUUGUAAAUAGUUCUGUGACGAUGGAGCUAAACCCUAAACGGCAGAAAGUUGCUCUGGAUUACACAGAUUUCCAUCAGCAACUGAGAGGAGAAACUCCAGCUUACCUGCAAAGUUACAGUCUGGAGGAGAAGGAGCCUCUCGUUAGAGGCCAAGAGAACGCUUUGGGAUCAUCUUCAAGUUUGACUGAGGAUCUAAAGGACGUCAGCUCUGUAUCUGGUGAAACAAAACAUCUCAACUGUAAACCAGAAAAUGAAAGUACUGGUUGUUGUGAACAGAGAAGUCCUGCGAUUUCAGAACUAAAUGAUCUAAAGAAAGAAUUGUCCAUCAGUGAGUCAGAAGGUCAAACUAAAAAACUAUUCAGCUGCUUUUUUUGUGGGACUACAUUCCUAACAGGAGGACUUCUGACCAUACACACAACCCUCCACACUGGAGAGAAGCUGUCCAGCUGCAUCAUUUGUAGCAAAACCUUCACUUUGGAGUCCAGCCUGGCAAACCACAGCUGUGCUGGUGAAUUCUCGGAGUAUCAUCAGAGCCAGAAUGAGGAGCAGGUUGCCUCCAAGCUGCUGAGCUGCUCCCAGUGUGGAGAGGCCUUUUCCGGACAGGAGGAUUUAAACCUGCACCUCAAAUGUCACUCGAGGGCGCUCAAGUGUUCGAUUUGUGACGUGGGCUGCAGCGAUAGAGACGCGCUCAUUCAGCACAUGAGGAUCCACACCAGGCAAACGCAGUUUAGCUGCUCCGUGUGCGGCAAAGACUUUGCGUGGAGGCGGCAUCUGACCAAGCACAUGGAAGUCCAUGAGAAGAGGAAAAAGGUGUUCAGGUGCAGGAUCUGCGCUGCUGAGUUCUACACCUAUUAUCUGUUAUCCAAACACAAACUUCUCCAUCAGUCGUCAGAUCCUGGCGAUGGCAAGACCGAGAACAAAGAGGAGGAGCAGACGGAGGCCACAGCUGAGGACGAGGGCAGAACAGAACCCACUAGGAUUUCUAACACAGAGGCACAUUUACAGCCAGAAACGGACGCGGAGCCUCAGAUGUCCAUUAAAGCGGAAAAUGACGGCUUUUCCAAAAAUACUGACUCAGAUUUUAUCCCAGAGAGAGGUGGUGAAGUUUCUCAGAACACAGCAGAACCGCUCGCAUGCAGAGAGGAGGUGAAGCAGGAAGACCUGCAUCCUCAGAUUAAAGAGGAGCAGGAGGAAACAGUCGUCUCCAACCUCCACUUCAGUCCCAUCUGCCUAAAGACAGAGGACGAAGAAGAGAAACCGCAGUUGUCUCGGCGUCCUCACGCCGAGGAGAGCGCAGAAGCAGAGGCAAACGCCGGGACUCCAGAGUUUUCCGACGCCGACACUGACGACAGCAACUGCUGGCAAACGGAACGUAAAGUUCAGUCGGAAUCCAACUCCGAAAGUGAUUCUGGCAGAAAUCCGUUCAGCUUUUCUGAGGACAAGGCGUCCGAAUCUCUGCAGGCCGACACGGACGACAGCGUCGACAGCGACUUCUGGAAAGACGACAGGAAACCGCAGUUGAACUUAAACUCGCUGAAACACGAAACGUCAGAAGCAGGAGUGAAAUACGUGACGGACCUGAAGCCACACAGCUGCCCUCAGUGCAGUAAGGCGUUUCGCUACAGCUCCUACUUAAAGAUCCACAUGAGGCAGCACACGGAGAGGUACUUCUGCUCAGUCUGCGGCCACAAAUCCACUUCCAGCUCCAACCUGAAGGUUCACAUGAGGACUCACACAGGAGAGAAGCCGUUCAGCUGUGAAAUCUGCAGUAAAAAAUAUACCAACAAGGCCAGCAUGCAGUCCCACAUGUCUGUCCACAACGCUGAACGCAAGUACAGCUGCGACAUCUGCAAGAAGACCUUCGCCUGGUUCACCGAGCUGAAGUACCACCAGUGUGUCGGCGAGUCUUCCCCGCAGCGAAGCUACGAGGAAGACGCUGGAAUCAACCUGAAACGCCACAUCUUAUACAAUUUAAACGAGUGACCUGCAGAGGCGGAGGCCAAGAGCGGAUCAGCAAACAUAGCACGGAUUUACGCUAAUUAUUGGACUCAAAGUUGUUUAUUUAUUUGUGUGAAUGAUUCAGAAUGUUUGUUUCUGGAUUCUUCUCAGCACCAUGAGGAUCUACAAUUUAAUAUAACAAGGGAAACGUGUAGAUUCAACCUUUUAAGAUCACAUUUACCCCUUAGCAGGUUUUACCAGUUAAAAAUCGCUGAAAAGUACAGAAGCCCAGAGUGGCCACAUUUAAUUACAUGUUUUCCUGAGAUUAUGAGUGAAUUAUUGGAGGUAACGACGCUGGUUUUCUUCUUUUCUUUGUUAAAUCUUCUUGUCAUGUCCUAUUCCUUUAAAGGGGCUAUAUCCUGCUUUUCUUAAGCCUUUCAGAGUAAAUUAUAUCCAUAUAUAUGAUAUUAUAUUACUUUUGGCAGACUAAAGAACAAUUUUUAAAUGAAAAAAUUAGUUAAUUUCACAGCUCAUUUCCCUACCCGGAAGUAAGACACCUCGAUCUCUGAGGCUCCGCCUUUUCCUCCAUGUGGGUGCCGCCCAUUUCAUGACAUCAACCUAGACGUCAUGAAUCUCGGCGGCAUGUCUGCGCAAACAAAAACGUCAGAACUUUUGCAAAGACUGAUGUGCAAGUUGUACACAGAAAAUGAAGUCGUUUUGCAGAUCACCACUAGCUCCAUGGAGAAAGUGGGCGUGAGUGUUGGCCUGGGGGGCAGAGCUGGCAGCACAGACUCUUCCUGGAGGGGGCGGUUUCUCACUUUGUGAUGUCACAAUGUGAUGACCCACUCAUUUCUGUGAAUUGGGAGGGGCUAGUGCUCAGGGAGCAGGUUUUUGAAGGAUUAGAAAUACGUGAAUGGAUCAAAAUACUCCUUUGGGGUUGUUUUUUGUGAGGAAUUAACAUUAUAAAACACUUAAAAGCAAAAGAAAAGUAGAUUUUUUAUGAUAUAGGCCCCAUAAGAUGACACACAUUUAUUUUUAGGUGCCAGAAAACGAACUGUUUAACGUCAUGAUCAGUAGGUCAGGAGUGGAUUGUGAAAUGCCAAGUUCUGUCUGAAUGGUAAGUCAUUCAACCCUUCAAAUGAUAUUAUACCAUGACUGUAUGCUUACAGAUCUUUUUUUUACGCAAAUCAUAUUUGUUUUAUUGAACUUCCCUCAGCUUUUUAAGUGUCUUUCCUUGUAAAAAAAAAAAUUAUCCCAAAAACAAAUCUGCUCAGGAAAGAAACAGCAGCAUUCAACUAAAUUAUUUAUGCAUCAUUUUGUGUAUUUAUUGGUUCAAAAUCAGUAAAAAUAAAAUAUGAAGUUGCUUAAGAAGCUUGGACUUCUUGUGUUUUUUUAUUUGUUUCAUUCUGCAUUUGCAAUAGUCUGACUGUAAUCAUGGGCUGCCACAAAAUCUGAAAUCACACAUUUGGCCACAAAGUUAACUGUUUGGAGGGCAAAUCCUUUCUGCCAUUGUCUCCAAGUUAUUUAUAUCUGAGAAAUCAACAGAAACAGAAACGCACACAAUUUCAAUUAUUGUGCAGAAAUGACCUGUUUGAUCACUUCUCUGGUGCAAAAGAGUGAAGUGCAAUCCACUUUAGUCAUCCAAACAGGAUAAUUUAGUGACGUAAUCUGGAAAAAUCGGCUUCCUGUAAUUAUUUUCUGUGUGAUCUAGAGGCAGAAACUUUAACCGCUUUCACUCCUAAGAACUUUUAGGGCCUCUGUACUUUUUAAGUAUUUCAAUUUUCUUUUAAAAACAUAAAAAAAUGAAAAUGAUCCAUUUGAUUUUCAGCUUUUAGAAUUGAAAUAUAACCCCUCGAAAUUAUGGAUCUGUUUUGUUUUG